UGUGAGGCAAGCCCAGACCCCUGAGCCCCAGCCCAGGUUUUUUCCAUGACCCAGCUCUUCCCUGGCAGUUUCCUGAAAACAAGUCCUGAGAGGCACUGGCUGUCCUCCAUGUUGCCCUGCUGGCCGGCCCCUACAGCCAGUGUGAGGGGAUGGGAAACAGCUGCUUCAGGACUGGAAGUUCCCCGUCACUCUCCCUCCUUGGAGUGGGCUGGGGGAGGUGUCAGGGACCCAGGCUGGACAGAGUGGUGAGUGGGAGUGUUCCCCCAGCUGUGGAGCAGGGUGAAUCAGGUAGACCAAUGAGUGCUCAGUUGCUGGUGGGUAUUAGGCACACAGGUGGUCAUCCGGAGUGCAAGAGACCAGCAGGGGUGACUGGUUGUCAGGUGGUUAGCACAGAUGGGCAGUAGGUCAGGAAGAGUACAGAUCGGGUCUGGCAGGCACCUGCUGGUGGAGGGCUGGGCAGACAAGAGGUCCCCCCCUCAGAAGAUGAAAGCCCAGUCUGAGGGCAUUUCCCAUAGGCAAUUGACUUAACUGCUUUAUGCCUUCAUUUCCCCCAUCUGGAAAAAGGGGAAACAUCCUACCUUGCAGGAUUAUACUUGUGGGUGGGUGGGGGGUUACAUUUAGGCCAAGCACAGAGUAGGCACUCGAUACAAGCUGCUUCCCUUCCCUGAGGGUUUUUCACGUGAGCUCUUCAAAGCCCCAUCUUUCCUGCCCUAUGCUCUCUGAAUCAAAUUUCUGGACUCAAUAUUUGUCCUUGUUAACUAUCACAUUAUUAGAUGUGGCCCAAUCUCCCCAGUUUCUUAGAGCCUCCAUCACAUCACCUGAAGUGUCUCUAUCCCUUUAGCCCUAAGCAUAGCCACAGCUCUGGGUUUUUUGUUUGUUUGUUUGUUUUUGUAGUUUUGUUUUGUUUUCUUGUUUUUGGCCUCAACACAUGGCAUGGCUUGUGGGAUCUUAGUUCUCUGACCAGGGAUUGAACCCAGGCCCUCAGCGGUGAAAGCACCGAAUCCUAACCACUGGAUGACCAGGGAAUUCCCCAGCCACAGCUCUGACAACCUGGGUGCUUGUGGUUCCACUACAGUCUCUUACAAGCCAAGGGCAGAGCCCUGUGGCACUCCAGUAGAGACAUCCCAGGAAGACUGGUAUCCAUUGAUUUGCAUCUUUGGUGCAUCUGGCCCACAACUCUCCAUCAUUCCUAAAGGAUCUCACAAGUGACCCUGGUAUAAAUUCAGAUGUACAUGAGCCCUCGAAGGGCUUUGAACCCUCGCCUUCCUCUUCUGAAUGUUCGCACUCCACCCCUUUGAGCAUCAAUUUCUAUUUUUCCCCAGGGACUGAAGAAAACUCAGCAGGUCUGGAAUGCACCUCACCCUGCCCCUGCCCAGCUGCUCUUGUUCUCUUGAUCAUCAUCCUCUUUUUUUUUUUUUUUUUUGCCACUCCAUGUGGGAUGCAGGAUCCUAGUUCCCCAACCAGGGAUCGAACCCUUGCCCUUGCCGUGGAAGCACGGAUUCCUAACCACUGGACCACCAGGGAAUUCCCCUCUCUUCUCCUUUUGAUGCCCUUCCUGCCUCCUCCUGCCCAGCAGGCUGAGGCCUGGCAUAGUCCGGACUGACCCCAGAGGCACAGCCAGAGGGACAGGGCCCAGCCCCACUCUCACCCCCUCUGGGGGCUACUCCAGGAAACAUGGCCAAAUUUGCCCUGAAUCAGAACCUGCCUGACCUGGGCGGCCCUCGCCUGUGCCCCAGCGUGACUGGGGGAGCUCGCAGCCCGAGUUCGCCCUACUCGGUGGAGACGCCCUAUGGCUUCCACCUGGACCUGGACUUCCUCAAGUACGUGGAGGAGCUGGAGCGCGGCCCCGCCGCCCGCCGCGCCACGGGCCCCCCGCCCGCGCGCCGCCCCCGCGCGCCACGGGCUAGCCUCGCAGGCGCGCGCAGCCCAGGCGCCUGGACAUCCUGCGAGUCCCUGGCCAGUGACGAUGGCGGAGCACCGGGCGCUCUCUCCCCGGGCGCGCCGUCGGGGCUGAUGCCGCCGCCGCUAUCGCCGCGCGCACCCGUGCGCAAUCCGCGCGUCGAGCACACGCUCCUGGAGACCAGCCGGCGGUUGGAGCUAGCGCAGGCUCACGAGUGUGUGCCCAGCCCCGGCCGCGCAAUCCCGCGCAGCCCGCGCGGGUCCGGCCACAGCAGUCCCGCCCCCAACCCGGCCCUGGCCUCUCCCGGCCCCGCGCAACUGCAGCUGGUGCGCGAGCAGAUGGCCGCGGCGCUGCGGCGCCUGCGCGAGCUCGAGGAGCAGGCGCGCGCGCUGCCCGAGCUGCAGGAGCAGGUGCGCGCGCUGCGCGCCGAGAGGGCGCGGUUGCUUGCUGGGCGCCGGCAGCCCGAGCCCGACGUGGAGGCAGAGGCGCGCCCGGACAAGCUUGCUCAGCUGCGUCGGCUCACCGAGCGCUUGAUCACCUCUGAGCGCGGCGUUCGCGCCAGGGCCAGCCCCGGGGCUGACGGCCCCGACGGGUCGGCUUCUAGCCUCAGCGAGGGUGCACUGCAGGUCCUCGACGGGGCGCCCCAGACGCGGAAUACAGGCACCCAGACCGUGCCGGAGACUCAAGAGGCGGGAGCUCAGGCGGUGCCGGAGACCCAGGAGGCCGGCGUGGGGGCAGCUCCCGAGACCCUCGAGGAGGAAGCAUGGGUGUCGGAGGCUCUGCUGGGGCUGCCCGCUGCCGCCGAGCGCGAGCUGGAGCUGCUUCGCGCCAGCCUGGAGCAUGAGCGCGGGGUGAACGAGCUCCUGCGGGGUCGCCUGUGCGAGCUGGAGGAGGCCCGCGAGGCUGCCGAGGAGGCACGGGCAGCGGUGGCGGCCCGGCCCCAGCCGUGCGAGGCUGCCACCCAGACCCCGUGGGGUUGUGCCGAGAGGGCCACGCAGACUGAGCCCGCUGUGGAGGCCCCUGUCCCGACGCAGGAGAACCUGCCCGGACCCACGGAUGGGGACAGGGCAGUGGCACCCGCGGGCACCCUCAAAUCCAUUAUGAAGAGGAGAGACGGUACACCUGGCGCCCAGCCCAGCCCCGGAUCCAAGAGCCUGCAGUUUGUUGGGGUCCUCAACGGAGAGUACGAGAGCUCAUCCAGCGACAGCGACAGCGAGGACGGCGCUGCCGAGCUCCCGAGGAGCAAUUCGUCGGGCUCAGGAGACGACAGCGGCGGCGGAUCCGACUCCGGGACCCAUGGCCCUCCCAGCGGCGGGGAGCCCCGGGACCCCGAGCCGGAGGCAGAGCCAGAGCCUCAGCCGGGUGCUCAGGGGAGUAGGUGCGAGCUGAGCCCGCGUUUGAGGGAGGCGUGCGCAGCGCUGCAACGGCAGCUGAGCCGGCCCCGCGGAGUCGCCCGCGACAGUGGCGCGGCGCGCCUGGUGGCCCAAGAGUGGUUUCGAGUGUCGAGCCAGCGGCGCUCUCAAGCGGAGCCCGUGGCCGGGGUGCUGGGCGCGGUGGUGCGCCUGGGACGUGAGCUGCUGGAGCACGUGGUGAACCUGACGGAUGGCAACGGGAACACAGCCCUGCACUACAGCGUGUCCCAUGGGAACCUGGCCAUCGCGAGCUUGCUGCUGGAUACAGGGGUCUGCAAGAUUGACCACCAGAAUCGAGCUGGCUACUCCGCCCUCAUGCUGGCCGCACUCACCUCUGUGGGGCGAGAGGAGGACAUGGCCGUGGUCCAGAGACUCUUCCGCAUGGGCAGUGUUAACGCCAAGGCCAGCCAGACGGGACAGACAGCCCUCAUGCUAGCCAUCAGCCACGGCCGCCAGGACACAGUAGCGGCCCUACUGGCAUGUGGGGCAGAUGUGAACGUGCAGGAUGCAGAUGGGGCCACAGCGCUGAUGUGCGCCAGCGAGUAUGGGCGCCUGGACACUGUCCGGUUGCUCCUGGCCCAGCCCGGCUGCGACCCCGCCCUCCUGGACAACGAGGGCACCAGUGCCCUGGCCAUUGCCCUGGAGGCUGAGCAGGACGAGGUGGCCGCCCUGCUGCACGCCCACCUGAGCUCAGGCCAGCCCGGUUGCCUGCUGCCCUCUGACCGCCCCACGGCCAAGCCUAGUGAAGGAGGCUGCAGUGACGGUGGAGAGGACCCUCCACCUCAGUGACUGGCCUGACACACUGGACCUGGAUUGGGGGAGAGCUUUCCCUCGCCCACCUCGACCUUGCGGGCACAGCAAGGGUCAGGGUCCACAGGGAGGGGCUCAGCUUGAACUCUACAGGGUGAGGUGGGGCCUGAGGCACUCUGGUCCACUCAUUCCUCCAACCUUCUUCCUUAAUAAAA
Molecule: messenger RNA, 4277 nt
Organism: Kogia breviceps (pygmy sperm whale)
Lineage: Eukaryota; Metazoa; Chordata; Mammalia; Artiodactyla; Physeteridae
Source: RefSeq, a predicted model, not a curated record